This is a messenger RNA of Zophobas morio, 1542 nucleotides long. RefSeq lists its product as uncharacterized. Gene Ontology annotation, biological process: fatty-acyl-CoA biosynthetic process; long-chain fatty acid metabolic process. Gene Ontology annotation, molecular function: long-chain fatty acid-CoA ligase activity. The transcript is spliced from 5 exons. The coding region runs from base 1 to 1542 and encodes 513 amino acids. Lineage: Eukaryota; Metazoa; Arthropoda; Insecta; Coleoptera; Tenebrionidae. The record is from RefSeq and is a predicted model, not a curated record.
AUGAACAAGUUCGUGGUAAACGGACCCCAAGACACUUCGGGAAUCCCACAUAAACCCAUCGGAAAACUACUCAUUGAUGCUUUUAGUACUUUCGACAAAAACGCCAUCGCUGUGGUAAGAAAUCUCACGCCCCAUUUUGAAUUUUCUACAAUGAAUUUAGCAACGAGUCUUCGACUUUUGGGAGUAUCGAAAGGUGAUAUAGUUGGACUGGUGGCUGAAAACUCUACAGAGUUCAUGAUUGCUUAUCUGGCAAGUUUAUUUAUCGCGGUACCCGUACAUCUGAUCAACUCUAAGUUCACACCAUACGAAUUAGGAAAUAUUUUGAGUUUAUCGCAACCGUGUUUGUUAAUUUGUACGAAAAAAACCCACCACAAUGUUAGAGAAGUCGCAAAAGAUUUAGACUACAUUAAAACGCUAAUUUGUUUGGACGUGGAAAAAAUGUUGUCUGCGUGCUCACACGAAAGUGGCUUUCAAGUCGAAGAUAAUUUUGACACAGAAGAACACAUUGCAGUGAUUUGCAACUCGUCGGGAACCACCGGUUUCCCAAAAUGCGUCAUGAUUAACCACGAGAUGUUGCGAUUACACUUUACUAAUGGAAGGAGCCCAGAUAUUUUUGACAUGAAAACUGGAGACAGAAAUCUUUUAAUAAUGCCCUUCUUCCAUAUUUACGGCAUGUGUGCCCUCAAUGCCGCUUUAUAUACCGGAACAACCAUAAUACCACUUGACGCUUUCCAACCGGACCUUUUUCUGAAAACAAUUCAAAACUAUAAAGUAAAGCUUCUGAUUCUGGUGCCGACUUUGGUUAACUUUUUCGUUAACAGUCCACUAGUUGAAAGGUACGAUCUGUCGAGUCUUAAAUCUGUUAUAUGUGGAGGAAAUUGUCUGUCUGAAGAAGAUGCGCGACUGUUUCAAAAUAGGUUGAAUUUGCAAAGACUGCAACACGGUUACGGAAUGACGGAAGCAGGUAUAGUUUUAUGCAGUCCUUUCAAGACCAACAGCUGUGGCAAACUUCUUUGCGGUUAUCAAAUGAAAGUCGUUGAUCUGGAAAAAGGACACGCUCUUCCACCUUUUCAAAACGGAGAAAUUUGCAUCAAAGGCCAAAUUAUGAAAAGAUAUUUCAAAAAUGCUGAAAAAACCAAAGAAAUAAUCGACUCGGAAGGCUUUCUUCAUAGCGGAGACGUUGGCUAUUAUGACGACGAUGGGUGCUUUUAUAUAAGUGGAAGGAUUAAAGAACUUAUUAAAUACAAAACUUGGCAGGUACCUCCAGCCGAACUGGAGCAAAUUUUAGUUAAAUUCGAAGGGAUUAAGGACGUCGCUGUUAUCGGUAAAGCUGAUCCACGCUUCGGGGAAUUACCAACUGCGGUUGUUGUGAAGGAAGAAGGUGCCGAAGUUACAGAAAAAGAAAUUUGUGAAUACUUGGCAGGGUUUGUUAGUGACGAGAAACGUUUACAUGGAGGGGUUCGAUUUGUUGAAAAUAUCCCCAGAACUUAUUUGGGAAAAAUUAAGCGUCAAGAAUUGAUGAAACAAUUAUUUAAUGAAUAG